AUGGCCGACCCAUCCCGCGACAUCAGUUCCAUCCUCGCGGCCCUAGGCGCCGCACAAAGAGGCACAUCAUCGACGCCGACCCAGGCACAGCCCGGCAUGCCUCCUGGCUACCCUCCUCCCCCCGGCGGUCAGGCGCCCCCCUCAUACCCCCCGAUGCCUCAGCAGAGCGCUCCGCCCUACGGCGGUGGUGGCGGCUACCCAGGUCUGCCUCAGCCUUCGUCUAGCGGCAGCUUGGAUCUCAGCUCCAUCCGUCCUGUCAACUCUGGCACUGUCAGCAUCGCGGACGCCAUCGCGCAAGCUAAGGCCUUUGCUGCGGAAAAGGGCGUGACCUCGUAUGACCGACCCCUUGUCUACUCCAACGAAGCCCCUCGCGGCCCGGACUCUCGCGGCUACAGCAGGACCUCACGCUCGCGUUCCCCCUCCAACCGUCGCGACCAGUUCCGCGACAACUUCAACCCCUACCGAGACGAGCGCCGAGGCGAUGAUCGCCCUGCUCCGCGAGACUUCAGCCAAGGCCGCGACCGCUCCUACAGCCCCGGUCCCCGCGGCGGCCACACCUUCUCUCCCCGUAACUCGAGCGCCAGAGAGCGAUCCCCUCUCAGAGGCAGCGGUGGUGGCGGCGACGACAACGCCGAGACUAUCCAGAUCGAGUCGAGCCUCGUCGGCCUUAUCAUCGGCCGCCAGGGCGAGAACCUCCGUCGAAUUGAGUCCGAGUCUAACUGCCGAGUUCAGUUCCUUCCUUCCAGCGACAACGGCCCCUUCCGCCAAUGCAAGAUCACUGGUCCCAGAGCACGACGCAGUGAAGUCAAGGAGGCCAUCAACCGCAUCAUUGACGACAGCGGCAUGGGCGCCAUCAACCGCGGCGCAGCCAACCCCAAGGGCCCGCCUCCCCGCGAUCAUCGCGCUGGCCCUCCUGGAGGACCUGGAGUCGGUGCCGGAGCUGGUGCCGGAGCUGGUGCUGGAGCGGCAGCUCUGCGAGACGGCGAGGAUUGCAUGCAGAUCAUGGUCCCUGAUAGAACCGUGGGCCUGAUCAUCGGUCGUGGCGGCGAGACCAUUCGCGACCUGCAAGAGCGCUCUGGCUGCCACAUCAACAUCGUUGGGGAAUCCAAGAGCGUCAACGGCCUUCGACCUGUCAACCUGAUCGGCUCCCGCGAGUCGGCUGCCCAGGCCAAGGAUCUGAUAAUGGAGAUUGUCGAUAGCGACAGCCGAAACGAGGGACAGCCCGCCGCUCCCGCCAAGAAGCCCCCGAGGCAAGACGGCGGUCACCAGAGAGACGCUGGCCCUGCAGGCGGCGGCGACAAGGUUCAUGAUGCUAUCUAUGUUCCUUCCGAAGCGGUUGGCAUGAUCAUUGGCAAGGGAGGCGAGACCAUCCGGGACAUGCAGAACGGCACUGGAUGUAAGAUCAACGUUGCUCAGUCUUCUGGCCCCGGCGAGGUCCAGCGAGAGAUUGCUCUGAUCGGCUCGCGCGAUAGCAUUGCCCGAGCCAAGCAGGCGAUCGAGGAGAAGGUGGACGCAGUGCGCCAGAAGAACUCUGGAGGUGGUGGUGGUGGUGGCGGCGGCGGUGGCCGUGGUCGCCAGAACCAGGACUAUGACAGAAGCUACUCUCAGCAGGCAUCUAACCCUCCAGCGUCAGGAUCGACUAAUCAGCCAGCUGCUCAAGCUCCCGCGGGAGCCGACGGCGCCGACCCGUACGCGCAGUACGGAGGAUACCAGAACUACCUCGCCCUCUGGUACCAGUCUCUCGUGUAUCAGCAGCAGCAAGGCGGUGCAGCCGGCCAGCCCGGUUCUCAACCUCCGCCAGGCUCCUCGUAG
Messenger RNA from Colletotrichum higginsianum IMI 349063, 1812 nucleotides. RefSeq names its product KH domain-containing protein. Gene Ontology annotation, cellular component: nucleus; cytoplasm. The transcript is spliced from 4 exons. The record is from RefSeq and is a predicted model, not a curated record. Gene Ontology annotation, biological process: regulation of gene expression. Bases 1 to 1812 code for a protein of 603 amino acids. Gene Ontology annotation, molecular function: mRNA binding. Lineage: Eukaryota; Fungi; Ascomycota; Sordariomycetes; Glomerellales; Glomerellaceae.